Bombus impatiens (common eastern bumble bee) is the source of this 864-nucleotide messenger RNA. RefSeq names its product dnaJ homolog subfamily C member 5 (gene Csp). Gene Ontology annotation, cellular component: type Is terminal bouton. The record is from RefSeq and is a predicted model, not a curated record. Gene Ontology annotation, biological process: regulation of neuromuscular synaptic transmission. NCBI's taxonomy places the organism in Eukaryota, Metazoa, Arthropoda, Insecta, Hymenoptera, Apidae.
GUCCACUUUUGGUACUAAAAUAUUGAAUCCUUUUCCCUGCUAUCAUCCGACACAACAUCUAUUCAAAAAGACGUUCAUUUAAUGACGAAAAUCAUGUACCUGUAAUACAGGACGACAAAAGUUUGAAAUACUUAGUAAAAAAUUAAUUCUACUUUUCGUAUCAUCGAGUAACGCUACUAUUAAACAUGGAUAAAAGAAAGAUGUCGACAGCAGGAGAUUCCCUGUAUCAAAUAUUAGAAAUUCCAAAAACUGCCACUCCUGAAGAAAUUAAAAGGACUUAUAGAAAGUUAGCAUUAAAAUAUCAUCCUGAUAAAAAUCCAAAUAAUCCAGAAGCGGCAGAUAAGUUUAAAGAAAUAAAUAGAGCACAUGCUAUAUUAACAGAUUUAACUAAGAGAAAUAUAUAUGAUAAUUAUGGAUCUCUUGGAUUAUAUGUUGCGGAACAAUUUGGUGAAGAAAAUGUUAAUGCAUAUUUUGUAGUCACUUCUGGUUGGUGCAAAGCACUCUUCAUAUUUUGUAGUCUGAUAACUGCAUGUUAUUGCUGUUGUUGCUGCUGUUGUUGUUGCAACUUUUGCUGUGGCAAAUUUAAGCCAACACCACCAGAAGAUAGUGGAGAAUACCACAAUUUACAGCGGAACCAGAACCCAGAGGCAAAUGUCGUGAUGAAUCAGCCCAGAGGCCUGGUUAAGGAAGAGGAGAGUGAUGACGAUGCGAUUACAGCACAGCCACAGGGUGGUCCGCAAAAUAAUUCGACAAAUCAACAACCCAUUUUCGCCAUGCCUCCACCAGCCAUGAGCCAACCGAUCACUACCGUCGAUGAGAAUACAAAUUUGAACAGGGGUGCUGAAAGAGUUAUUUACACAACUG